Messenger RNA from Hemibagrus wyckioides, 1642 nucleotides. It is a transcript of the gene edn1, whose product is annotated as endothelin 1. The record is from RefSeq and is a predicted model, not a curated record. Lineage: Eukaryota; Metazoa; Chordata; Actinopteri; Siluriformes; Bagridae. Bases 389 to 904 code for a protein of 171 amino acids. Gene Ontology annotation, molecular function: endothelin A receptor binding; endothelin B receptor binding; hormone activity. The transcript is spliced from 5 exons. Gene Ontology annotation, cellular component: extracellular region. Gene Ontology annotation, biological process: intracellular calcium ion homeostasis; regulation of systemic arterial blood pressure by endothelin; regulation of vasoconstriction.
AAACGUGCAGAAUUUGGCUCGACCUGCUGCGCCUCCGUCCCCUGGAAUCUUGGAACACGAAAACGUCUUAUCGCGACCUCCACGUUGCGUGUCAGUGACCGGUAACAAACAACAUUGUCUUGGACAAGACUGUUUACACGCGACGGACGGGCGCAGGGCAGGAGGUGGUCCAUGGCGGUAGAUAUAUAAACACACUCCGGGAGGCAGGUGUAGGUUUUACAGCAGAUCACUCAAGAGGAAUACUGACUGAAUGACUCUAACGUAAAGGAAGGCAACACUGCGACAAGCUAAUGCUUAUUACGUACUUUUUUUUCUUUUUUUUUUUACAAUUACCUUUUGCGUUCAGACAUAAAUCGGACUAUAAAAGACCUGAGAUUGUUUCUUUAUCAUGGAAUUACGGACUAUUUUCUCCAUGUUGUCCAUACUUUCUUCAGGAAUCUUUCACACAGCUGUUCCGGGCGAAGCGGCUGCGGUUCCGGUCACCACGCACCACUCAAGACCCAAGCGAUGCUCGUGCGCUAGUUUUCUGGAUAAAGAAUGCGUGUAUUUCUGUCACCUGGACAUAAUCUGGGUCAACACUCCUGAGCGCACCGUGUCUUAUGGACUGGGCAAUGCCCCGCGCAAGAAGCGCUCAGAGCAAGAAACGUCUCGUGCCGCCGAGCUCCCGCGCUGCGAGUGCACAGAGAGUACCGACGGCACGUGCUUGUCUUUCUGCCGUACACGCAGCCCGUUAAGGCGUAAGGCAACGCGUGACAAGGUGAUCCCUACCGCCGGCGGCUGUGCAGAAGAGAAGUGUAGAAACGACCUGGCAGCCAAGACGUCUGGGAUUAAACGGGAUCGUAAAAGAGCUGAACCUUCGUUGGCAAGGGCCACCAGGCAGCUCCGGCUGCUCCUGGAGAAAUAGAGAAUGAAGUCCCACAACACGCUAGAUUGGGCCUCUGAAAAUGCUGCCUCCUAGAGGCAGACACAUGGCACGGGACUGUAGAAACCGCACUGAGACAGGGGCUUUCCAAGCCGAGACACCGUCUCCUGAAGCUGCCAGUGAGCAAUUAUAUGCUACACAUCCUCUGAGAUGGCACAACCUUCACACACAGGGACUCUUGCAAAUAGGGUUCCUUUGGUCCUAGUGUUUUUACUGGGAAGCUUUCAGCUUUGUGGAUAUUUUUAAGAGGGAAACAAAAACAAGGACUUCAUGUUCUCACUUUUAUAGUAUAACUAGUCCUGGACCAGUGUGCAUAUGAAUUAGACCUUUUUAAAAUAGCGGAACAGUCAAGUGUAAAAUUCGUAUACAGUGCAGAAGUGUAUCUUGUAACAUCUUCAGAAUGUUUUGAACAAUUAUAAUUAAGAAAACUGGUAGGUUGUUAUUUCACUACAAUACAGGAAAUUAUUAUAUAAUAUAUAAUAUAAAUAUAAAUAGCUAUAAAUAAUAUAAUAAUAUAUAUAGCUUCAUUAUUAUCUUUAAAAUGUUCUGUUCAUUUUACAAGCUGUAUACUGAUGUAGCUGUAACUAUACUGGAUAUUUAUUAAAGCAUUUAUGUUAUAUGAAUGCAUUUAAAAUCAAGCCAUAUUGGUCCAACUGACUGUCAUAUUUCUAUGAAAUGCUGUUAUACUGUAGCCACACUUGUGGUCUGCAUAAUAGGAAA